Colletotrichum higginsianum IMI 349063 is the source of this 696-nucleotide messenger RNA. RefSeq names its product Short-chain dehydrogenase. Gene Ontology annotation, molecular function: oxidoreductase activity, acting on the CH-OH group of donors, NAD or NADP as acceptor. The record is from RefSeq and is a predicted model, not a curated record. Bases 1 to 696 code for a protein of 231 amino acids. NCBI's taxonomy places the organism in Eukaryota, Fungi, Ascomycota, Sordariomycetes, Glomerellales, Glomerellaceae. The transcript is spliced from 2 exons.
AUGCCGAUGCACCAGGGCUUCCUCCCGCGCGAGGGUCUUACCGCCGACCCUAUCUUUCGCCUCAUCGCCCGUACCGCCUUAAACCCUGCUCUGGUGCUGCCGCUUCUGCUCCUCGCCCGUUACACCAAGAAGGGCGGCGAUCUCGCCGUCCUGCACCCGACGGCCUUUGCACGCAUCAAGUUUCUGGCCUACUGCGCCCUCACGCGAUGGGCGAGCAGCUGGCUUUCGCGACGUACGCUGAACAACUGGGUUACCGACCGAUAUGACUGGCGCAGGGAGAUUGUCCUGGUGACGGGCGGUGCCGGUGGAAUUGGAGGCCAUGUUGUCCAGUUGCUGGCUGAGCGGGGUAUUACUGUCGUUGUUCUGGAUAUCCAAGACCUGACCUUCGCAGCUGGCUCCAACGUCCACUACUUCAAGUGUGACAUCACCUCAACCGAGAAACUUGCCGCCGUAUCCAAUGAGAUUCGAGCCAAAGUCGGCCAUCCGACAGUGCUCAUCAACAAUGCCGGCGUGGCGCGCGGCAAGACCGUCUUUGACUCGACGGAGCGUGAUAUCCGCUUCACCUUUGACGUCAACACGCUCUCGCACUACUGGACAGCCAAAGAGUUCCUUCCAAACAUGGCCAAGAACAACCACGGCAUGAUCGUGACGGUUGCGUCGUUUGCGAGCUACUUAUGCGUUCCCAAUAUGGUAUAA